Macrosteles quadrilineatus (aster leafhopper) is the source of this 916-nucleotide messenger RNA. RefSeq lists its product as uncharacterized. The record is from RefSeq and is a predicted model, not a curated record. NCBI's taxonomy places the organism in Eukaryota, Metazoa, Arthropoda, Insecta, Hemiptera, Cicadellidae. Bases 74 to 799 code for a protein of 241 amino acids. The transcript has 4 exons.
CACCUGCGUUACAGUAACACUCUAAUAUGACAGGAUCUGUUAAUAUGUGUGCGUGAAUGUGGACGUGAUUGUGAUGGAUGCUGAGCGUCGUCUGCUCGUGUUGUACGUGAGCUGCUUCGUAAUCGGCCUUGUCUCCUCCUCAAGUCUCGCCAUCGCUUGGCUCUACUGGGACCCGACGCUCAACUCCUGCAUCAGUGUUAACUGCGGUUGCAUUUUGUACAGCGUGGUUACGUUCAACACGUUUGUAGGAGGUGCGGGCGGACUUUGCCGUUUCGCCGUCUUCGUCCAACUUCCCGUUCUCGCCUGGUCUGCUGUUGCUGCUCUCUAUCAUGCCUAUAGGGUUUAUGUUCCUAAGAAACUUACUGUGAAGAGACGGACGGUUACUUUCCAUGAGGAUGGCUCAAGGAAGAAUCCGAUUCCCACAAGAGAACCGCCAAAGUUUUACAUCUUGGCAGCUUUAGGAGUUGUAGCAGCUGUUUUACUGUUUGCACAAGCUUGGAUCAUUACGGCUGGAUACUUUGCUACGUGUCGAGAGUACAAGAAAAACGUUUCUAGUCAAUUAAAUGCUAACGGCAACCUCGCUCAACUGGUAUUCGAACGAUUGUCAUGUGGAACUGUUUACGACUUUCUGGACUAUCUACAACCAGAUCCUCCGCUUCUGGCCGAGCGGUAUCGUCGGACCUACAACAUCCACUCGGCAUACUAUCUACUGGUGUCCAUCCUAACAUCUUGGCUCGACUGCGGACUGUGGGUCUGCAUCGCUGCCUACAACGUCAUCCUCAGUUGUAAUAAGUUCUAGGGUUACAUAGACUGUAAGGUUGUCAAAUAAGUUAGAUGACUAUCAAUCUUUAAAAAUUUCAGUGAAUUUUAUCCACAAAACAUCAUAGUUACUCCCACUGCUUACACCGUUACACAU